Messenger RNA from Miscanthus lutarioriparius, 2247 nucleotides. NCBI's taxonomy places the organism in Eukaryota, Viridiplantae, Streptophyta, Magnoliopsida, Poales, Poaceae. The record is from the annotation of a GenBank genome assembly.
AUGAUUGAUGAUGAGGCCAACUUCGGCAAUAUCCUUGAUGCCUCAGAAGAAGUUCAGACUACUGCAAAGUUCCGUCCCAAGCAACGGCCCAAACCCCAAAAAACAGCUCUGUCAUCCAGAUCUGCAGUGCCUAAUCCUACUGAAGAAACUGGAGAUGGGAAAGUAGGAGCCUUAAAUCAAGUCAAUUCUUCUAAAGAGCUCACCAGCCAAGAAAGGACAUCCUUGACGUGCCCUGGUAGUGAGUCAGUUGAUACUGUUGCUGGUUCUCAAGAUAGGAUUUCUCAAGAUGGUGAGCACAAUCCUUCUAAGUUAGCUAUACACCAAGAAAACUUGGUGGUUUCAGAUAUCAAUGUGUCACCUAACAGUUCAUGUGGCAAGGCUAUUGAUGAUAUAGUUGAAUUUGGGGACAUGUGUGAUGCACAAGUUGAAGAGGAAAGAGUUCCAAAGUUCCAGCCAAAGGCACAGAUGAAGCUCCUGAAGGAAACAGCCAAAUCUCGGAAGACUAACCAAAAGGUGGAAACUUCCACUGUAGAUGUGGUUACACAAAAUGGAAAGGGCGAUAAUAUUCAGACAAGACUCCAUGACGAUCAGGUACAGGAUCCUAAAAGUCAUGAAAGUGUGCAGAUCCCAGAUUCUGAAGGAUUAUUAGCAACUGAUAAUAGUAAAGGUUGCAAUUUAGUUAACCUCGACGGUGUCCUUGAGGAGUCAGUUCAAGAGGAAACAAUAGCUAAGUUUCGUCCUAAAUUGCAUCCGAAGCCUGGGAAGGCUUCAUCCAAGGUUGCUGUGACUAAUAAUAAUGUUGCUGCUGUUGCUCCAAUGGUUGGAGUUUGUGUCGGCAACAAUGACAUGUGCAGAGAACCUAACAACGAACUUAUUAAUCCUCCUAUUGGUGGUACUCGAUCAAUGGUUGGCAAAGUCCCAGGAAGAGAAAAGGGAAAAUCAAAAUCUGUAUCUUUUGCUCUAUCGGAUGCUUCUGGGGUAGCUACUCCUACAGAUACUGAUUCUGAGAUGGGUAACAUCGGCGAUUCCUGUAGUGACAAAUUGACUGAUGAAAAUUUAAGUAACUCAUCUCAGCAGAUGGCUGAAAAGCAUUCUAUCACCGAGGACCAAUAUUCAAAUGAUCAGGACCAUGAGGGGGAGCCACUAGAUCAUGCUGUUGAACAGCAACCAAAAUCAGAUGUUGGAGAAAUAGCAUCAUCUAUGAAACUACGUUGCAGGAAAAAGUUGCAAAAAGUUGGGACACCUAAUCACACUGUUGAUGACUAUUUUGAUGAAGACUGUGUUGAACCUUCAUUAGCUGAAGAAGAUAAUGAUAGUGGUGAUGAUUACACUACUGGUAAUAAGCGUAAGGCUGGGAAAAAAUCAAGGGAUAGUGUAGAAGAGUCACAGCAGCAGAAAGUUCAAAAAAAUAAAAGCAAGGUGUCUUCACGGGGCCGCAAAAGAACCUUGAAGGAUGAAUUGGCAGAGAAGCCUGAGAAGAAGAAGCUAACCCACAGAAUUCGUCAGAGGACACCAAAAGAGGUUAAGACUUUACUGGAAACACCUCGUGAGGAGAUAGAUCCCAUGAAGCUAAGUGCAGCACACCUCAGGUUGUUACAAGAGGCUAGAGAGCGUGUUAAUCCAAAAGAGAUUCCAUCUGGGCCAUCCUCUAGUACAAGAAGCUUUCAACUAGACGAUAUGGAUGAUUUGGACUACAGAGAUGAGGAAGCUAGGGGCUUUGACAACGAUAUAACAGAGAACCAUGCACAAAAUGCAACAAAAUUGAACUACCAAUCCUACAUGAACAAACCAGCCCGAGGAAAAUGGUCAAAAUCAGAUACCGACUUGUUUUACGAGGGUCUUCGACAAUUUGGCAGCGAUUUUGCAAUGAUACAGCAAUUAUUUCCUGAUAAGACUCGCCAUCAGGUGCGGCAAAAAUUUAAAUCUGAGGAGAAAAAAAAUCCGUUGCUGGUCCAUGAUGCUAUAAUUCAUCGCUCAGGAGAUAAUUUGUAUUUCAAAAAGGUAAUUAAGCAGCUCAACAUUGAAGAUGUGCUGCUGCCAGAGAUUAACAAUACACAUAAACAAGAUGGUGCAUCAAGUGAAAAAGGCCCUGGAAAUGAGAAUGUACUGGAUGAUUUCAACGAGGAAAAUAGUUCAAAUUGGUCGAACGAAGAGCACGGCGGACAGAUGGCUGAUGUGCAAGAAGAGCAUGAUCUUGGAAAUGAUGGUGAUGAUGAUGAUCUUGGGGAUGUUUUUGAUUGGUACUAG